Guyanagaster necrorhizus is the source of this 585-nucleotide messenger RNA. RefSeq names its product alpha/beta-hydrolase. The transcript is spliced from 6 exons. Bases 1 to 585 code for a protein of 194 amino acids. Gene Ontology annotation, molecular function: serine-type carboxypeptidase activity. Gene Ontology annotation, biological process: proteolysis. NCBI's taxonomy places the organism in Eukaryota, Fungi, Basidiomycota, Agaricomycetes, Agaricales, Physalacriaceae. The record is from RefSeq and is a predicted model, not a curated record.
AUGCUUCUAUCCUACUUCGACGUGCAAUGCACCGCAGCCUCCGUCCCGCCAAUCCUAGAUAUCAAAACCUGCGUUUACAUGAAACCCGCAAUGCAAAAAAUGGAUGACCCAAUCCUGCGCAUUAACCCAUACGACAUGAGCCGCAAAUGCGACGGGGACAUCUCCAUCCUCCAAUACCUCGACGACCCCGCCAUCCGCACCCUCCUCGGUGUCGAUCCCUCCCUAACUGCCAAUUUCACGUCGUGCAACCACGAUGAUGCUCUCCACCCCACCAAGGACUACGUCUCCGCCCUUCUCGAACGCGGCAUAAGGGUGCUCAUACACGUGGGUGCGUAUGAUUGGAUAUGUAAUUGGGUUGGGAACGAGCGGUGGACGAUCGCGUUGGGGCAGAGUGGGCAGAGGGAGUUUGCGAGGGAGGAAUUGAGGGAGUGGUAUGUCGAUGAGAAACCUGCUGGGAAGAUCCGGAGCACGAAAUGGUUGACAUUUGCUACUGUCCCUGACGAUAAGCCGAAAGAAUCUUUGGCCAUGGUUCAGCGGUGGCUUCGCAGGGACGAUUUCUGGAUCUAUUCUUUGUCUUUACUCUGA